Molecule: messenger RNA, 3369 nt
Organism: Naegleria fowleri
Lineage: Eukaryota; Heterolobosea; Eutetramitea; Acrasida; Naegleriidae
Exons: 2
Coding region: 1-3369 (1122 amino acids)
Source: RefSeq, a predicted model, not a curated record
AUGAGCUUGUCGGUUUCUGUACCAAGGGUUCCAAGAGAAUCCGGAUUAACAUCAUCAUCAAAAAAUCAACAACAACAACAACUCAAUAAUAACACAGAUAAUGAAGAGGAUGUCGAUGCUUUGUCAUAUAUUGAAGAAGAAGAUGAUGAUGAACUUGGUGAUGACGAUGAUCUCUCUCUUUCCGAUGAUGAAAAUAGAGAAAAAACUCAAGAAAUGAUAGAAAAAGAAAACGCAGAGCUUGACAAAAUUCUACAACUAUUUAAUAAUGAAAAUAUAUUUGAAAAGAAUGAUGCAUUCAUGCUGAGAAGCGAGACAGAUAAAAAAUACAUCUCAAAAGAGACUGAAAUCAAGGUGAGGAAUAUGUACGAAGAUUUAUAUGUUGCACAUUUAAAUCGGAAAACUCUUCAUCAAAUUGAGCCUAUUGAGCUUUUAUUCUUUUUGGCAAGUUACAGGAAUUUAAAUUGGAAAGAAAUACUUGUCAGAGCACAAGAAAAUAAGAGACUAGAGGUGGUGCGAAACGCAAUCCAAGCCAAGUUGGAUGAGCAAAAACUACAGGAAGAAGAAGAAGAACAAAAUAGUGUUGAAGGGUUUAUUAUGCGAAAGGUAAAAAAUUAUAGAGAUAAGGUUGUCAAGUCUAUGGAAUCUAGAGUAGAAGAAACGAUUAAGCAUAUUUUAAAUGUCUUGUAUUUUCCUGUCAAAAAAGGGAACACUGUAAAACCUUUGAUUGACUUUGGGCCCAAGCGACUAAAAUCAAAAUUGAGAAGCAUUGUAAAGUCAAUAAUUUAUUCCGAUUACAUGUACAUUGAAGGGCAGGAGGAUCCACUUCCUGGAGAAGAGGACGGUGAGCCAACCGAAGUGAAUGGGUCAGAGCUUGCUCAAAAAGAGCUCGAAAAUAUGUAUGCAGAACUUUUAGAGCUUAGAGCUGAAAAACGAGCAUUUUCUGCUGAGGAAGAGUUAAUUAUUGAUAUAACAUGUGAAAAAUAUUAUGAGAGCUUAAAUGAGAAUAGAAGGCAAGCGUUUGAAAUAAGGAACCUUAAGGAACAACUCGAAGGUAGAUUGAGUUUAAUUGCAAAAAUGAAUGAAGUUUAUGUAAAUGAAUUUCAAAAACUCAAGAUCAGUAUAAUUGAGAAGUUGGAACAAAAAAAGAGCUUCAGUGACGAUAUCAUGCUCUUAUCUACAAUGGGAGGAUCACUCAUUGCAGACUUUUCGUAUUUACUUGAAGAAGAGAGAAAGAAAGCUCAAGAUCUCUUAAAAACAGUGAGAAUAACUUUUGGAAAGGAAAAGAAAAUUAUGGAAAACCAAAAACUAAAAGAAAUGCAACUUUGGAAACAAAAAUUGGAAUCUCUAGUACAAGACGGGAACACAGCUAUUGAAACUAUGAAAAAAACAUAUGAAGAAGAAAAGCAAACUCUUAUGAACGAACUCACUGAAAAAAAGAAAAAGAAGAAAGACACCAAAAAGCCAACAAAACCUCAAAACCUUAAACGAGAACUUUCUACAACAGUUGGAACCAAGGAAAACCCGAAAAAGUUCCUUGUAAUUCACCACUCCAAAGGAGUAGGCGUCGAACCAAGACCACAAGUAAUAGCUGUUACAGCAAAAACAUCACACAUUUUUCACAAAGAUCAGCACACAAGUGACGAUGAAGAAGAUAAAUCAGAUGACGGAAACAAAGAAAAACCAAGUCCAAACAAGAAACUUGAAAGCGCUACAAAGAAAGCUUCAAAACCAGAAAAAUCUGAUGUAAUACCUUUUCAAAUUAACGUAUUAGACCAGAAACGAGUGAAGUUCUUAAGAAGCGCCCAGAAAUCGACCAGAGAUUCUUUUGAAUCCAAUAACGACGACGAAUCUUUGCUAAAAGAUGAAACUAUCACACAAAAGGAUAAAUCACAAUAUCAAUACUUUAAAUUGGAAAAUGAAUUGUCAGGCCAUAAAAAACAAAAUAGGUUACUAAAAGCAGCUCUGAAAGAUAGGACUGAAAAGCUUAAGGCGAUAAUUAUCAAGCUCAAACAAGUUAGACAAAAGAGAGAAGCUGCUCUUGAUGAGCUGGACAAGUUUAGAGAAAUGUUGAAAGAAGAAAUGGACACAAAUACCAUGUUGAGAAUUCAAAUUAAGAAUUUAACAGAGCAAAUCAGAAGAUAUUCCAAAGCUGAUAGACUACACAGAAAAAACACUUCCACUCAAUUGCUUGAAACCGAGUCUCCAACAAAUACGAUAACUGUUGAAAGUCCUUCAACUCAAAAAGAAGACAAACAAAAGGUCAACCGUAUCAAGGAACAGUUUGGACAUUUUAGAAACCAACUUAAACACUGGCCCAACAGUGAAAAGGCCGAGCUGAAUCAAAUCAUUGACAUUGACACUGUAGAACAGCUACAAACAGCAGUAGCAGAAGCAGGAGCAAUAGAUUCUACAUUUUCUAAAAAGCUGCACAAGUGGGACAGUUAUGUGAGAAAGACAGCCCUUAAAAAAUUUAAAAGCACACCAAACAUUGACCUGAUUUCUGAAUUUGGAAUAGAUGCAUCACUCGAAAAACGUCGAAAACAAUUGAUUGGUUGUGACCGAAUGGUUCAAACAGAAAUUAGUUGUUUUGCACCAGAUACAAACAAAGACGCCUUUAUUGUUCCUAGUGUUGCUGUUCCUCGAGAGUUAAACUCAGCCUUUGACACAAUAGAAGAGCAAAAUGACCUGCUGGAUGAAUUGAUUGGCGACAUUGAACAGUCUUGUGAUCUCACUGAAAUUGAAAAGAUUAACCUGUCAAGGAUAAAAAACAAGAAAAACAAACUUGCAAAAGAAAGAAAAGAACGCUGGGGAAAGGUUGCACAAAUUGCCCAACAGUUAACAAACUUUAGUUUGGGGAAGGGUCAAGUGCCUCUGAGCAUAUCUACCAUUGAUCAGGUUGUAGGUCUUGAAAACGAAUUGAGCAACAAGGCAAACAUGUUUCGAGUUCUCCCUUCCAGAUUUGGCAACACAAGGUCGACGUCUCCCUUGUCUAGAGAAAAUACUCCAUCAUCCUCAACUAAAAACGAUUCCAUUAUUGCCAACAGAACAGAAUUUCCAUAUGGUAUCAACCGAAGGUCUGAAUCUGUGGGCACCUGUUUAGUGGAGCUUGAUGAAAAUUCAGAUGUCAACUUGUCCGAACUGAGCUCAGGAAUUAACGUCACCUCUCAAAACAAUUCUUUCCAAACCAAAAAUCUUCCCAGACUCUAUCCUCAAAACAACAACAACAACAAUCAUUUGAAUCACUCUUUAUAUGGUCGACAAAGUGCUCCCUUAGUAAGAACAAAAAAGAAAAAGGAGCAACUUGCAGCAGAUGAUUAUAGACAAUUCCUCAAUGCUUACAAGUCUCCAACCAAAAAACCUUUUCUGUAG